AUGAAAUGCUCACGGUCUCAACGGGGUUCUGUGAAAAAUCCAGUGGGUAGGCCGCGUCUCCCUUUGAUCAAACCGUAUCUAGCCGGCUCUGGCGGCAACUCAGUUCUUCAAGAGGGUAGUGGUUCUAAAUCAUUACCCACAUUGAAACGGAGUUCUAAAGAUCCUCCCAUUGUUCAUAUCAGUCAGAAAGUUGCCGUUGGAAAACUUGAUGCAUCAGAUUACGAAGAUUGUUGGGAUUGCUCAAGCAACGAAGAUAAUGCUGAUUGGGGAAUCUCAGAUACCGACUCCGAAGAUGAAUAUGUGCUUGAAAUUAAACGUCAUGCAUACACCAAAAAAGUUGCGAGUUGUUUUGCACAAUUAUUUGGUGAUCUACCUGAGGUUUUACAUUCCUCUUUUACAUCUCCUGUUGAAUCGGCACCAAUAGAAGAGGAAUACAAUGAUGAUGGAGAACUUGAAAAUGAAUGUCCUAGAUGUGGUGCAUUGUUCUGGUAUAACGAGCGUAUUGGUCGAAGCAGGAAAACAAAAACACCAAUUUUCACUAUGUGCUGUCUUAGAGGGAAAAUAAAACUUCCUGUUCUAAAAGAACCUCCGGCUUAUCUACAUGGUCUUCUAACGAAUGACGAUGGCCUUAGUAGGCAUUUUCGGGAUAAUAUUCGCGCUAUCAACAUGAUGUUCUCUUUUACAUCACUUGGGGGAAAGAUUGAUAAUUCAAUUAACACAGGUCAAGGAAGUGUGAAGCCCAAUCCUAAUGAAGCGGCUAAGUUUUCACAGUUGUAUAUUCAUGAUACCCAAAACGAAGUUCAAAACAGGAUAUCAGCAUUGAGAUUAUCUGAAUUCGAGCUUAACGUUUAUUUUUUCCGGUUUGAUAGUGGGAGUGCGGAUAAAAGUAAACUCCGAGCUGAUUUGGUGGAGUCAAUAAUGCAGAUGUUGAGGGAUUCAAAUGUUCAUGUGCAGACUUUCCGAAAUGCAAUGGAUAGAUUUAACGAUGAAUCCGAGUGCGAAGACGUCAAGCUGGUUUUGAUUCACAACCGACAAAAAGAUGGACGAGUUUACAAUCUCCCUACUUCAUCUGAGGUUGCAGCUUUGGUGCCCGGUGAUUUCCAACUACAUAUGGACAAAAGGGAUAUUAUUUUGGAGAAGUAUUCUGGUAAGCUAAAACGGAUCAACGAGUUGCAUCCGUGUUAUCUACCACUACAAUAUCCACUUAUCUUCCCUUACGGAGAGGAUGGGUUUCGUCUUGGCAUCCAGAACGGUUUCACAGGAUUCAACAAAAACAAGAAGCCAAAUAUUAGCAUGAGAGAGUUCUUUGCUUACCGCAUUCAAGUCCGUAGUGUGGGUUCUCAAGUUCUUCUCUUUUCAAGGAGGUUACUACAACAGUUUUUGGUGGAUGCUUAUACGAUGAUUGAGUCGCACCGACUUCGGUAUAUACGGAAGAACCAGGGUAAUCUGAGAUCUUUGAAUUAUAGUAAGUUUGUGGCUGCUGCAAGUGAUGGGUUUUCUUCCUUGCCCAUUGAAGGAAACCGUAUUAUUAUACCAUCUUCUUUCACUGGUGGACCAAGGUACAUGCAUCAAAUGUAUUUGGAUGCAAUGACUAUUUGCAAAUACUAUAGAUUUCCCGAUCUGUUUAUUACAUUUACAUGUAAUCCUAAGUGGCCUGAGUUGACAAGAUAUUUUCAGAAAUAUAAUCUCAGAGCAGAGGAUAGACCAGAUUUGUGUUGUAGACUAUUUAAAGUUAAACUUGAUACUUUGAUGGAUGAUUUAACCAAGAAACAUUUGCUUGGGAGAACCGUGUCUGGUAAGGAAAUUUAUACUAUAGAGUUUCAGAAAAGAGGACUUCCACAUGCCCAUAUUCUGUUGUUCAUGGACUCUAGAGACAAAUUUCCAACAGCAGAAGAUAUUGAUCGCAUUAUUUCAGCUGAGAUUCCUGAUAAGGAAAUGGAGCCUCGAUUGCAUGAUAUUGUCAAAGACACAAUGAUUCAUGGUCCAUGUGGAGUGGUUAAUAAAAGUUCUCCUUGCAUGAAUGAUGGGAAGUGUACUAAAUUUUUCCCCAGAAAGAAUGUGGAGAAAACAACGGUUGACUCUCAAGGUUAUCCCAUUUACCGGAGAAGGGAAGAUGGUCGUUUUGUAGAGAAGAAAGGAAUUCAGCUGGAUAACGGAUAUGUGGUUCCUUAUAACAAGAAUCUCAUGCUUCGUUACAAUGCUCAUAUCAAUGUUGAGUGGUGUAAUCAGUCUCGAUCGAUUAAAUACUUAUUUAAGUAUAUCAACAAAGGAUCUGAUUGUGUGACAGCAGCAGUUACUCAGAAGGCUAGCAAGAAUUCAACUGGAGCUGAAGCUUAUGAUAAUACUGUCAAUCGCGAGGAAGGUACAAACGGUGCUGGACUAGGAGUGGGAAUGGACAAUGCUGGAGAAGGAGUUCGUAUGGACACUGCUGGAGAAGAAACAGAACCACUGGUAGAUGAAAUUAAAAAGUAUUUCGAUGCUAGAUACAUUUCUGCUUGUGAGUCAACUUGGAGAAUUUUAGCUUUUCCGACGCAUUAUCGAGCUACACCUGUUGAGAAGCUAACAUUCCAUUUAGAAGGUGAUCAACCCGUAGUCUACAAGGAAGGUGAUACUGUGGAAUCAGUUAUGGCUCGUGUGAAUGUACAGAAGACAAUGUUCCUAGCUUGGUUCGACUGUUGUGAAAAAUACCCUGAAGCUAGGUUACUGACUUAUGCAGAAAUGCCCACUAGGUUCAUAUAUGAUUCCAAGGCAAAAGUCUGGAAUAGACGGAAAAAAGGUUUUGCAAUUGGGAGGUUGCAACAUGUAUCUCCAAGUUCUGGACAACUUUAUUAUUUGAGAGUAUUGCUAAAUAAGAUAAAAGGUCCACGAUCCUAUGAAGAGAUAAAGACAGUAGAUGGAGUUGUUCAAGCGAGUUUUGAGGAUGCAUGUUAUAAGCUAGGUUUGUUAGAUGACGACAAGGAGUACAUUGAAGGUCUUAAAGAAUGUGCUUUUUGGGCCUCAGCUUAUCCUCUCCAAAAUUGGUAUGGGAAGCAACCAAAGACUUACUUUCCGAAGACAUUCUCUACCUUGAGCGACGAAGGCGUCGAAAUCCAAUUUGUAGGUUUGGUGCUGACUGAAGAACAAAUCCUCAAUUGUACACUACUUUUGAUUGAUAAGGUUUUGCGCAGUAAGAAUAGUCGUUUGGCUAACUGGGAGACGAUGCCAAAGCCUAUAGAUAACGAGGUAUCAAAUACAGAGAAUCAGCUAUUGCAGGAUGAGCUUAACUAUCCUCUUGAUGAAUUGCGUGUACAACACCAAAACUGGUUCGCACAAUUGACAGAUGAGCAGAGGGGUGUCUACAACGAGAUUAUGGAGUCUGUCAAUUCAUCAUCAGGCGGUGUGUUUUUCGUCUAUGGCUUUGGUGGCACAGGGAAAACUUUUUUGUGGAAUAUUCUAUCUGCUGCUGUACGCUCGAGAGGUGAUGUGGUUCUUAAUGUUGCUUCAAGUGGAAUAGCUGCAUUGUUGCUGCCUGGUGGAAGAACUGCACAUUCAAGGUUCAGCAUCCCUAUUAAUCCGGACCAAUUUUCAACUUGCAAGAUACAACCGGGUAGUCACCAGGCAGAAUUGAUAUCUAAGGCAUCUCUUAUUAUAUGGGACGAAGCACCGAUGAUGAGCAAGCAUUGCUUUGAGUCUCUUGAUCGUAGUCUUAACGACAUUAUGAAGACUACAGACGACAGGCCUUUUGGUGGGAAAGUUGUCGUUUUCGGAGGUGAUUUUAGACAGAUCCUACCCGUAAUUCCCAAGGGAAAUCGUGCUGAUAUAGUUAUGGCUUCUCUUAAUUCAUCUUAUUUGUGGAAGCAUUGCAAAGUCUUGCAGCUAACCAAAAAUAUGCGGCUUUUUUCUGAGCCUGAUUGCCGUGAAGCUGAGGAAAUUAAGGAGUUUUCAAAAUGGAUAUUGGAUUUAGGAGAUGGAAAGAUUAAUGAGCCGAACAGUGGAGAAACUAUGAUCGACAUUCCUAAGGAUCUGCUGAUUGAUCAGUGCACUGAUCCUAUCCAGUCUAUAGUUUCAGAGGUUUAUGAAUCUACUUUCAAAGAUUCGAAUGACCCCAUUUUUUUCCAGGAGAGAGCUAUUUUAUGUCCAACCAAUGAAGACGUUGAUGUCGUAAACAACUACAUGCUUGACCAUUUAAAAGGGGAGGAAAGAAUAUAUUUGAGCUCUGAUAGUAUUGACCCAGCUGAUUCAAACUCAAGAGAUGACUCUGUUUUCACUCCUGAAUUUCUGAAUAGUAUAAAAACGUCAGGCUUGCCUAAUCAUGCUCUCAGGCUAAGGAUUGGUACACCCGUGAUGUUGCUUAGGAAUAUGGAUACUACAGAAGGUUUGUGCAAUGGGACCAGGUUGCAGAUAAUGCAAUUGGGUAAUCACAUUAUUCAAGCUAAGGUAAUCACCGGGACUAGAGUUGGUGAGAAGGUCUGGUUACAUCGUCUCCUGAUAUCACCGUCUGAUUCUAAGCUGCCUUUCAAGAUGAGGCGUAGGCAAUUUCCAUUGAAAGUUGCAUUUGCAAUGACAAUAAAUAAAAGCCAAGGUCAAACAUUAGCGAAGGUUGGUUUGUUUCUACCUAGACCAGUAUUUUCUCAUGGACAAUUGUAUGUUGCUGUGUCUCGGGUGAAGUCAAGAAAGGGAUUAAAGAUUCUUAUCACUGAUAAGGAUGGGAAACCUCAAUAUUCGACUAUGAAUGUCGUGUACAAGGAGGUUUUUCAGAAUAUAAAUCAAGUCUCUGAAUUUUAGGUAUCUAAUUCUUCAACCUCAUAUGCGUCGUCUCAGAUUUUUUUCCACUGUAUAAUUGAUAUUAUAGAUUUAAUAUUAAAGGUUUAUAUUUACAGUUGAGCUGCUGCGAUAUAUCAUGAAGCAUAUGGUAGUCAAAGGUAAGUAUAAUCUCAUAUCAUGAAGAGUUUAACGAAUUAUAUUAUAAUAUUCGAAUUCAGAAAUGUUUCGAAAAAGGGAUAAAGCUAAUCUCUUAAAGAAUUCAGAAAGAUUGGAUCGACUGGAAGGGCAUUAACAAUCUUCAAUCAUUUUCUUCGCAGGGUAUAGCAUGAAGAUCUCGAUCCAUACAAUCUCCAAGCAGCAGAUAAGAGAGCUGAUGAGAACGAAUUUACUAAAUUUAAACAUCUUUACCUAUUCUGUAAAGAACAUUUUUCUACAAAUGAAACAAUGUCUACAGAAAGAGUGCUAGAGAUGCAAAACAUUAAUUUUAAAUUUCUGAAAGCAAAGACACGAUUAUCUGGAAAUUCCUAUUUAUUUUUUCAACAGUUCUACCAUUUUAUUUGUAAUCGACUUUGAACAUUUUUUAAAACCAGUCACAAUUAUAUCUACCUUUAAAACCGGUAUAUCUUAAUUAUAUUGAUUGUCAACCAGAGAAAAUGUAUUAAAGUACUACUUGAUUUAGUUAUAAGAUUUAUUAAAAACCUUUUCUAUCGAGUGUAAAACUAUAGCCAGUCUAUUAGGAAGAAAAUGAAUGCCCAUGAUAUGUCACCCAAGACGAUAAAUGGUUAAUUUGAUUUCGUUUCAUAUCAUAUCGUUGAUUCGUAUAAUGUAUUUUAAUGCUAUUUCCUAUUACCACUUUUGGUGCGAAGUUUUGAAUAUAUCGAUUGAUUGCCCUUAUCUGUUAAGGAAAAUUUCUUUCAUAUGUGUAUAAAUAAGUUUUCUAUAUUUACAAAAUAUAUUAACCAUAUAUUAUCGAUCAUUUACUUUAUGAUUUAAACAAUCACGAUAUACAAUUUAAGGAAAUAAAUUGUAUCAAUCCCGCGUGAUGCACGUCCCAAUUAAUACCUACACCUAUUCAUUGUAUUUCCUUAUUGUAUAGUAAUUCUUAACAAUAUAUAUACUAAACUUUCUUCGUCAUGAUAUCGUUCGUGUUAAACAUUUUCUAAUUUUCUUAUAUUUCUAUUGCCAUGGGUACUCAUCGAUUAGUUUCAGAGCUGAGUCUAGACAAACCUUUGCAUCCAGUUCGUGUUAAGGUCAUCUGCAAGGGGCCGACGGUUGUCGGGUCAGGGUUCCAAAAAACCGUUCUGAUUUUUGGAGAUGAGAAGGUAAGCUCUGUUCAUUUUCAAGUCAUUACAUUAUAUUAUACGUUUCGGUUAGAAAGAUACUAAUACAUUCGAUUACAUGUUUGACAUAGGGAAAUACAAUUCAAGCCACUUUGGUUAGAGAUUUGGAGGCUUCAGCUGAUAUGCCAUUGGAGGAAGGUCACUCUUAUGAAAUUAAAGAUUUCGAGCUAUCCCAUGUCAUACCAGAGCGUGUUCGAUUGACAAGGAACCGAUACAAUAUUAACAUCACUAAAUCCUCUGUGGUUUUGAAGAUCGAUCCUAUAAAACAUUUCAGCUUUUAUUGUUUUCCAAACUGGGAUGAUCUCUACCGCGGCUUACAUCAUCCUAAGUUUCCUAUUGGUAUGUUUUAUCUUCUAUAUAAUUAAAUGUAAUUGGAAGCAGCAAAAUAAUCAUUAGGCAAUAUCUAAAUAUCGAAUCUGUUCAUAUUGAUGAUAGGCAAUAUCUAAAUAUGUGUAAAUUUUUUUGCCUAUCCAUUAGAUAUUUAUGGUCAAGUGAUAGGAGUUGGAUUUCUUGAAGAAUAUAUCAUGGAGCCUGUAAACGGAAAUAAUGGUAUCAUCGACCACAAAAUCCGUUUUUUUGUACUACACAUCCCGUAAGUAUUCAUUGUAUUCUGUAAAAAGAUAGAUACACAUCUGUUUAGUAUACAUGGUUUUAACCCUUCUUUUCUUGAUUUACAGUAACGUUGUCAUUAAGUGUGUCGCUUAUGGUGCACUUGCUCAUGUUUUCAAUGAUUUAUGGAAUUCUAUAGAUGCAGACAUAGUAUUAUGUGUUUUACAGUGUUGGCAAAUUAAUUGGGGACAAGGUAAUCUAUUGUAGUUAUUGUAUAUACAAUAGGUUAAUAGGAGCUGAUAUUAUAUGUCAUAUGAAUCCUAAUAAUUUUUUGGAUUUCAUAUAAAGGCCGACUUAAGAGGGUUACUAACAUUGAUGGGAUUUCCAAAAUUGUUUUCGACCCCAUUGGUGUCCCAGAAAUUGAUGAUUUACGAUUGAGGUAAUAUAUGCAUUCACAGAUGUUGUUAAAUAAUAUUUUUGAAUUCUCUACAUGAUCUUUUUUUUAUUGUUCAUAAUAGGAUUGCAAACGAAGACUUCUGAAGGUUGCAGUUUGGCAGCAGUUACUUUGUCUGAAUUUUCAAUUUUCUUUUGUUUUUUUAUACUUUGAAGGUUUUAAUAUUUUAUUAGCCUCUUGCUUAUGUUUCAUUUAAUAUUAUAUUUAUAAUUUAUCCGCAUGCAAACAAAUAUACAAUUAAAUUCUCAUGCCCAUCACAUGUAAAUUUAUAUUCACAUACUCAAAUUCUUAGCUAUAAUCCGUUCUUUCCUAUAUAUGAAUUUCUUACUAUGCCUAUAACUUUAAUUAUGUCAACAUUUUAUAAUAUCUAAUACAUUAAUAAUCUCCUCGCCCCGCGCAGGGCGCGGGUUAUCACCUAGUGUUUUAGUAUUAUGUACAAAUAUAUUUUAGUAUUACACUAUAU
Brassica rapa (field mustard) is the source of this 7549-nucleotide messenger RNA. RefSeq lists its product as uncharacterized. The record is from RefSeq and is a predicted model, not a curated record. Gene Ontology annotation, biological process: telomere maintenance; DNA repair. Gene Ontology annotation, molecular function: DNA helicase activity. Lineage: Eukaryota; Viridiplantae; Streptophyta; Magnoliopsida; Brassicales; Brassicaceae.